Ziziphus jujuba (common jujube) is the source of this 3172-nucleotide messenger RNA. Its product is annotated as phloretin 4'-O-glucosyltransferase. The transcript has 3 exons. The coding region runs from base 1672 to 3078 and encodes 468 amino acids. Gene Ontology annotation, molecular function: UDP-glycosyltransferase activity. The record is from RefSeq and is a predicted model, not a curated record. Lineage: Eukaryota; Viridiplantae; Streptophyta; Magnoliopsida; Rosales; Rhamnaceae.
UUUUGCACUUGUAUAAUCCGGUAGGUGAAGCUUUUCUUUUGCUCCUCUCUUUUCUUUUGAUGUUAAUGCUUUGUGUAUUAAGAAACAGUGGGUCUGUAUUUUUCCUUUGUUUUCUCGCUACCCAAACAGAGCAUUACCUGAUUUUAGGUUGUGAGGAUGCUUGUGUGGUGAAGAUGGAAAAAGGGGGGAAAUUGUGAAAUUGUCUGGGAAUUUGAGUUUUAGGAGACGGGUCAAGGUUAGUUUGGUUGCCGAAGAUUUUCUUCUUUUUUGGUGAGAAUGGUAUGAAAGAUUGAAAUGGCAAAUGAGGAUAGUGUAAAGAUUGUAACAGUGAGUUAUAAGGAUGAUAGUGAAACAAGUUCGGAAAGUUAUGAGAAUACGAGUGCAUCAUAAUCAUCUUCCAGUAGUGGCUCCAGUGAAUGAGCAGGAUGAUGAUGAUGAUCAUAAUGUGAAAGGGAAAGAAGAAGAGGAGGUGGAAAUUAAAGUUGAAGAGAGUGAAAUAGGGUAAGAAAUUAGAAAUUACAAGGUGACAAUGGAAGUGAUGAUGAUGUAUAGAGGCAAUUGGCUGGUUGGAUUGACACUGAUGUCAAUAAUGGUGAUGAAGAGGAUGUUGGUGGUGUUUUGGGCAAAUUCAUUAGGUCCAAGAAUGAGUUUAAGGCUUUUCCUAGAACAAGUUUCGCUCUUAACUUCCAGGGAUCUCCAGAGUUGGCAGGAACAACAGAAGGAAACUCAAAUUUGGACAACAGGUGCAGCAUUUAGCUGCUGGCUAAGAUCUCCAUGGUUCGUAUGGAUCAACAUUCUAAUCUGGAGCCCUUUUUUCUCUGUUUUUGUUGUUGUUGUUGUCCUUAAUACACCGGUUCCCUUUACAUUCUUCAUCUUCACUUUCACUAGUUAUUGGGAGGAUAGUGAUGAAUUUCAAUAAGCAUGCCACCAUAGUGUUAUUAUGACAUACGUGGAGGGUUAAAAGACGAUUUGCCCAUAAUUUAAUAUUAAGUACUUUUAAAAUAAAUAACUAUUUUGUAUCUUGUCCUUCUGUUUUGCUUUAGACUAUGUGAUGUGUGCAUAAUAUAAAAGAAAAUGCUGCUCAACUUUUGGAAAAUAAGAAAAGUGUAGAAAAUGUUUUACUCAAUAGCCUUUACAGGAAAAAAAAGUAUCUUGGUAAUGAUUUAAGCAGUAAUAUGAAUGUAAUCUCCUAGUAUUGUUUUUAAUUAAUCUUCUUGCUAUGUCAAGGGUGGUUGAUCUUUGGGACAAAAGUCAUGUUGUUUGUAGAGUCGGGUCAUAAUUUGAUUGUAGAGUCGGGUCAUAAUUUGAUUCAUGAAGAAAAAAAACAAUAAUAGUCCCACCAGUUUUUUAUUUUUUAUUUUUUUUAUUUUUUGUUUUGGGCCAAAUUCAAUGAACUAGUUUUGAAAAAAUAUAUUCCUACAUUAAGAAACGGUGCAAAUCUACCAACUUUUUUUAAACAAAAGCAGUUUCCACAAGUGGUCAAUUAUUUUCCCAGUGAGCAAAUUACAUUCAUUGAAUUACCACUACAUGUGAAUUCUCACUUGUUUGAUGAGAAAAACAAGUCGAUUUCUUAUUUAAGCCUAUGCAUCUCCAUUCAUACAUCUGUACCAAAGCUUUUACGGCAAAGUCCGUCUCUCCAUUCCUCACCUCCUUCACCACCACCAUCGAUCAAUGGCGCAAAUCAGCAUCAUCGUGGUUACGUUUCCAGCACAAGGUUGCAUAAAUCCAGCCCUACAGUUUGCAAAGCGCCUCAUCAGCGUUGGUGUCGAGGUCAACUUCUUCACCACCCACUCCACUCACCGGCGCAUGAUCAACACCGGAGCUUCCACCCCUGCUGGCUUGUCUUUCAUCCCCUUUUCUGAUGGCUACAAUGACGGUUUCAAGCCUGGUGAUGACAUCAACCACUUCGUGUCAGAGCUCAGCCUUCACGGUUCGCAAACUCUGUCCAAUCUCAUCAUCUCUAAUGAAAACCAAGGCCGACCUUUCUCUUGCAUAGUCUACACCUUGCUCCUCCCUUGGGUUGCAGAGGUGGCUCAUGAACUUCAUCUUCCAUCUGCAUUGCUUUGGGUUGAACCGGCUACCGUUUUCAAUAUCUACUACAAUUACUUCCAUGGCUACGAAGAUCUGAUCAGGGACAACAUGGGUAAGAAUGAUGAUCAUUCAAGUUGGAUAAGAUUACCUGGACUUCCAUUGGAGCUCAGAAGCCGUGACGUCCCUUCCAUUUUAGAUGCUGAAAAUGCUAACAAUUUCACAGCUCCAUUGUUCAAACGACUUUUCGAAUUGCUUGAUAAAGAAAACAAACCAAAAGUUCUCGUGAAUACAUUCGAAUCAUUAGAACCAGAGGCAUUGAGAUCGAUCAGUAAGUUCGAUAUGAUUGGAAUCGGACCAUUGAUUCCAUCUGCUUUCUUGGAUUAUGGGAAAGAGAAAGAUCCUUCUGAUACUUCUUUUGGAGGUGAUCUUUUCCAAAGCUCCAAGGAUUAUAAACAAUGGUUGAACUUGAAGCCUAAAAGAUCAGUGAUUUACGUGUCGUUCGGGAGCAUAUCUGUUUUGUCAAAGCAACAAACGGAGGAAAUUGGAAGAGCUUUGUUAGAUUAUGGACGUCCAUUUUUGUGGGUCAUUACAGAGAAACAGAGAAAUGCAGAGGAAAAAGGGAAAGAAGAUCAUGAGCUGAGAGAGGAACUGGAGAAGCUUGGAAAGAUAGUUCCAUGGUGUUCACAAAUGGAGGUUCUGUCAAAUCCUUCAAUGGGUUGCUUCAUGACGCAUUGUGGGUGGAAUUCAACAUUGGAGAGCUUGGUCUGUGGGGUUCCAAUGGUGGCAUUCCCUCAGUGGAUAGAUCAAAGAACCAAUGCUAAGCUGGUAGAGGAUGUUUGGAAAACAGGGUUGAGAGUGAAGGCAAAUAAGGAAGGGAUUGUCGAAAGAGAUGAGAUUAAGAGGUGCUUGGAUUUGGUUAUGGAAGAUGGAGAAAUCGGGGAGGAAAUUAGAAGGAAUGCUGAGAAAUGGAAGGAUUUGGGUAGAGAAGCUGCCAUGGAAGGUGGUUCUUCUUAUAAGAAUUUCAAGGCUUUUGUCAGUGAGCUAUAAUUGCAAAGAAAUUGGCUUCCUUCGCAUUUAUUUAAUUGUUUAAGAUUAAAAUUUUAAUUAAGUCAAUAAUAAGUAGGUACGUACGUCUUUAUUC